This is a messenger RNA of Drosophila ficusphila, 1505 nucleotides long. Its product is annotated as aminoacylase-1-like. NCBI's taxonomy places the organism in Eukaryota, Metazoa, Arthropoda, Insecta, Diptera, Drosophilidae. The transcript has 4 exons. Gene Ontology annotation, biological process: amino acid metabolic process. Gene Ontology annotation, molecular function: aminoacylase activity. The record is from RefSeq and is a predicted model, not a curated record. Gene Ontology annotation, cellular component: cytoplasm. The coding region runs from base 232 to 1434 and encodes 400 amino acids.
UGGCUACUGUUUGCUAUCGACAUUUGUUUUUGGAGUAUUUUGUACAAGAAUUCGUCGUGUUAUCAUUUUGCUACCGCAAACGGUUGAUAACGCACUCAUUAUUUGAUAAUAAUUAAACACCAAGGCCAUAAAAUCAAAUUCAACGAACACGAAAUUUCCUGUAUAAGCUCAUUCCUACGCAACCGUUGAACAUUCAAGAUUGGUAACUGGCAGAGCAAACAUCGCCACAAAAUGAGCGCGGAAAAGUGGGAGGACAACGAGGAAAUCAAAAUAUUCCGGGAGUACUUGCGUAUAGCAACGGUGCAACCAAAUGUGGAUUACACCGAGUGCGUCGAGUUCCUCAAGCGACAGGCUCACAGCCUGGAUCUGCCAGUGGAUGUCAUCUAUCCUGUGGAGAAGAAGCCCGUGGUGAUUAUCAAGUGGCUGGGAACCGAGCCGGAGUUGCCCUCCAUAAUCCUUAACUCGCACAUGGAUGUGGUGCCCGUGUUCCGCGACAAGUGGACCCACGAUCCCUUUGCCGCCGACAUCGAUGAGGAGGGCAGGAUCUUUGCUCGCGGCACACAGGACAUGAAGUCGGUGGGCACUGGAUAUCUGGGUGCCAUUCGCCUGCUGAAGGCCAGUGGUGUCCAGCCCAAGCGCAACUUCUUCGUGACCUUUGUGCCCGAUGAGGAGAUCGGUGGGGAGUUGGGCAUGCAGGAGUUCGUUAAAACCGAAUACUACAGCAACAUGAAUGUGGGUUUCAGUCUCGACGAGGGCGGCACCAGCGAAAUAGAUCUAUUCUACGUGUUCUACGCCGAACGUAUGCGAUGGGGACUCAAACUGAACUUCAGUGGAACCUCUGGACAUGGAUCGAUGUUGCUGCCCAGCACUGCCGGCGUGAAACUGAACUAUGUGCUGAACAAACUCACGGAGUUCCGUGAGUCGCAGGUUCAGCGAUUGGCCAGGGAUCAGACCAUCAACAUCGGCGAUGUGACCACCAUCAAUCUCACCCAGCUGAGCGGCGGAGUCCAGAGCAAUGUGGUGCCCCCGCACUUCGAGGCUGUCUUCGACAUGCGACUCUCCAUCACUCUAGAUGUGGUUGCCUUCGAGAAGCAGAUCCACGACUGGUGCGAGGAGGCAGGUGGCGGCAUCGAGAUCUCCUUCGACGAGAAGGAGCCCUAUGUGGCACCCACCAAGAUCGACGACUCCAAUCCCUUCUGGCUGGCCUUCAAAGCAGCCACCAAUGAACUUGGCCUGAAGAUCUACCCCAUUGUUUGCCCCGGUGCCACAGACAGCAGAAAUAUCCGCGCACAAGGAAUUCCUGCCUUGGGAUUCUCACCCAUCAAAAAUACCACCAUGCGCAUCCAUGAUCACGACGAGUUUUUGGGAGCCGAAACCUAUUUGAAGGGCAUUCAAAUAUACAAGAAAAUUUUGGGCAACCUAUCCGAAGUCUGAAACUGAAUUCGAAAUAUUGCAUGAGAACCUUAUCAAAAUAAAUACAUCAUUUCUCUCUAAGUUGAAACAAA